Cucurbitaria berberidis CBS 394.84 is the source of this 336-nucleotide messenger RNA. RefSeq lists its product as uncharacterized. Bases 1 to 336 code for a protein of 111 amino acids. The record is from RefSeq and is a predicted model, not a curated record. The transcript has 3 exons. NCBI's taxonomy places the organism in Eukaryota, Fungi, Ascomycota, Dothideomycetes, Pleosporales, Cucurbitariaceae.
AUGGCACCGAAGGUUGAUCUCAUGAUCACGGAUGCCGAAUCGCUGAGAACUUUGAUGAUAAGUUUGCUUGGAAAGCUCUAUGGCGAUCAAAAUCAACUCGCAGCCAAUCUCACCUUUCUGAUCAUUCAUCAAUACGGCAGCUCGAUCAACAGCAAUCACCUCCACCUUGUUCUUUCCAGAACUCCCGAUGUUCACUACCGUGGCUGGAAGCUAGUCCUACUGUACGCCAACGGGAUUGUGGUAGAAGGACUACAGGGAGAGCGGAAAAAUGUCCUAGACUUGUUGCUAAAAGCAUCAGCAGACGCGAUCCGCGGCAAAGUCCCUGGGCUCAAAUGA